Molecule: messenger RNA, 1586 nt
Organism: Drosophila innubila
Lineage: Eukaryota; Metazoa; Arthropoda; Insecta; Diptera; Drosophilidae
Gene: Spt-I
Product: serine palmitoyltransferase 1
Exons: 6
Coding region: 101-1498 (465 amino acids)
Biological process (GO): ceramide biosynthetic process; sphingosine biosynthetic process
Cellular component (GO): endoplasmic reticulum
Molecular function (GO): serine C-palmitoyltransferase activity; pyridoxal phosphate binding
Source: RefSeq, a predicted model, not a curated record
CAAUAAUUUGAAGAUAGUGGGCGUAAAGUACCCUUAUUUUUUAUCUAAGGCCGAACAAAAUUCCCUAGGCACCGCAAUCACUACAAAAACAGCAAGAACAAUGAUUGGCAUACAACUGUUUAACGAAAUCGGCACAAUUUUUCGGAAUACGCCGACCUUUGCGCUGGUUUUGGAAACGUUGCUUCUGAUCACAGUUGUUUGGCUGCUGUUGUAUAAACGAGGCGGACGACGUCUUACCAAGGAACAGCAGGAGUAUUUAAUUGAGCAAUACGAGCCGGAGCCAUUGGUGCCUGAUACAGAUCCGGAUCAUCCGCUGCUGCGUACACGCUUCGUCCAGUCGAAGGUGGGCAAGCGGAUUGUGGUCGAUGGCGUCGAUUGCCUCAACUUGGGAUCGCACAACUACUUGGGUUUCCUCGAGGACAACGACAUUCUGGAGGAGGCGUGCAAGUGUCUGCGCAAAUACGGUGUGGGAUCGUGUGGUCCACGUGGGUUCUAUGGCACCAUGGACGUGCACUUGGAUUUGGAGGAUCGCUUGGCCAAGUUCAUGGGUCUGGAGGAGGCCAUUGUGUACUCCUAUGGCUUUUCGACGGUGGCCAGUGCGAUUCCCGCCUAUGCCAAACGUGGCGAUCUCAUCUAUGUAGAUGAAGCCGUCAACUUUGCCAUUCAAAAGGGUUUGGAUGCAUCACGCAGCACAAUUGUGUUCUUCAAGCACAACGAUGCCAAAGAUUUGGAGCGUCUGUUGAUGGAGCAGGAGAAACGCGACCAGAAGAAUCCCAAGAAGGCACAGAAGACGCGUCGCUUUCUGGUCGUCGAAGGCAUCUACAUGAAUACCGGAGAACUGUGCCCGCUUCCCGAACUCGUUGCACUUCGCAAGCAGUACAAGCUGCGUCUCUUUUUGGAUGAGAGCGUCUCCUUUGGCACGCUGGGCAAGACGGGCAGAGGCAUCACCGAGCACCUCAAUGUGGACCGUGAUGAAAUCGACUUGAUAUCGGCGGGCAUGGAGGGUUCAAUGGCCACCAUUGGUGGUUUCUGCGUGGGCUCCCAUUUCAUAGCUGAACACCAGCGACUGUCCGGACUUGGUUAUAUCUUCUCAGCCUCGCUGCCGCCAAUGUUGACGCAAGCGGCCAUUUCAUCGCUGGAUCGCUUUGAGCGCGAGCCUCAGAUCUUUGAGCAACUGCAGCAGAAGUCGCGUCUGGUCCAGCAGCAGUUCAAGCUCUUUAGCAAACUCCAGCUGCGUGGCGACGAACUCUCUCCAGUCAAGCAUUUGUAUGUGGCUCAAGAGCGUGACAGUUUCGAGUCUGAGAGCAAAUUGCUGGCAAAGGUGGCAGACAAGUGCAUCGAACAGGGCGUGGCCGUCGUGGAAGCCGCCUACUUGCAGAACAGGGAACGCAAACCCGUGCGUCCCAGUCUUCGUAUUGCUGUCAGCCGUCUUCUGGAUGAAGCUGAUAUUUUGUCCGCUUACAAGAUUAUUGAGAGCGUUUCCAGUGCAGUGCUUUAAGCCUAUUUGUAUUAUUUAUAAUUCCAUCGAAUUGCUUUCCUUCAUAGUUUUAAAAUGAACAUGUUUGUUGUUGUUAACGUCCAAGUAA